AUGUGGUCGGUGCUCAGCGUGUUGUUCGCGCUCGUGAGCCUUACUUAUGCACUCCUGGAAGGCCCCAAUGUCUGCACCAGACAAGAAUCAUACACUACGACGAUACGAGUAUCAGAAAAACAGCCGUAUCAGGUGAAGGAGUAUACAUGGUGCUUCAAUGUCCCACCGAAGUGUUCAAAGUACAAGAUUAAGUUUAGGGAAGUUUUCAAGACUCAAACGUUGAUCAAGUAUAGGCCAGUGGAGGAGUGCUGUGCGGGGUACGCGCCAGACGCUCGAGGGGAGCAGUGCGUGCCAGUGUGCGUGGAGUCGUGUGUCCACGGCAAGUGUGUGGCGCCCAAUACAUGUGCCUGCGCGCACGGCUACGGCGGCCCAGCCUGCGACAUAUCAUGUCCUGAUGGAAAAUGGGGACGAAACUGUCAGAACGAAUGUACUUGUAUGAAUGGUGGUACGUGUGAACCUUUGACCGGUAAGUGCGCCUGCACGGCGGGCUGGCGCGGGGAUGCUUGUGAACGGGCGUGUGCUCCUCCCACGUACGGCGACAACUGCGACGAGCUGUGCCACUGCACCAACAAUGGCACCUGCGACCCGGCCUCCGGGGCCUGCCGGUGUCCACCGGGAUUUACUGGACCUUUAUGUGAAGAAGUCUGUCCCAGUGAUGAACCGUGUCCCGUGAGAUGCCGCUGUCAGAACAACGGAAAAUGUACUUUUCUGUCAACAUGUGAAUGCCCGUCUGGGUGGACCGGAGAAGUUUGUGCAAAUAAGUGUCCGUCGGGAAGGUGGGGACCAAAAUGUGAGAUAUCAUGUGAAUGUGCUAAUGGAGCUGGUUGUCAUCACGUCACUGGUCGCUGUCAGUGUGAAGCGGGCUUUACUGGAGAGAAGUGUCUGGAGAUAUGCCCAGUGGGUACGUGGGGCGUGGAUUGUUCUAGAAAAUGUCAGUGCGAGCACAGUGGCGUGUGUUCUUCGAAGGACGGGUCGUGUGAGUGCAAGCCUGGCUGGAAGGGCGAGCGCUGCCAGGACCGCGCCUGCCCCGCCAGCAAGUGGGGCGCGCACUGCGACCGGGACUGCGAGUGCAAUCCCGCUACUACGGACAUGUGUGAUCCUUGGACCGGUGCUUGCGAAUGCUCGGCGGGGUGGGGCGGGGAGUCCUGCGAGCGACAGUGUCCGCUACUGACAUACGGGAAGGGAUGCCGGUCCACGUGUCGAUGUGAAAACAGUGGACUGUGUUCGCCUGUCAACGGAUCAUGUCUAUGCGCUCCCGGGUACCGUGGGUUGCGAUGUGAAGAGCUGUGUCAGUACCCGUACUACGGAGACAACUGUUCCCGUACCUGCGACUGUUACAACAAUGCAACCUGCUCACACGAAACUGGACUCUGUGAAUGUAAACCUGGAUAUGAAGGCCUAAAAUGUGAUCGACCAUGUAACGGGAAAACGUUUGGCUUAAAUUGUCGCCAACCUUGUAAUUGUGAGAAUGAUGCGCCCUGCAACCCUGUUAAUGGCGAGUGUGUAUGCGGGGCGGGCUACACGGGCGCGCGCUGCGACCGGCGCUGCCCGGCCGGGUACUUCGGGCUCGGCUGUCUACAUCGCUGCAACUGCACUGACAACGCUCGCGGCUGUCACCACGUCACUGGACAGUGCAUCUGUGAGAGCGCUUGGAGAGGUGUGAGAUGUGAGACGCAGUGUGCGGAGGGUCGUUACGGGGAGCAUUGUUCGGAGAAGUGUCCGUGUGGGAACAACUCGUCGUGCGACGCGUCCUCCGGCCGGUGCGUGUGUGCCGCGGGCUGGACCGGAGUCGACUGUACCACGCCGUGCCCGCCUGGGUUCUAUGGCGCCGGUUGUACGCAACUUUGCCCCGAAAAUCCUAAUGGUAACUCUACGUGCGAUCCUGUAACUGGCGUGUAUGCUUGCCCGAACGGCUUUACUGGUGUGACGUGCGAAUACCCUUGCCCACUUGGAACUUACGGCGCUGGUUGCAAGGAGAAGUGCACGUGUAAGAAUGGUGCCGAUUGUCACCAUGUUACGGGCGCGUGCCAGUGCCUGGCGGGCUGGCAGGGCGCUGCGUGCGAGGCGUCGUGCGGCGCGGGCUGGUGGGGCGCGGCGUGCUCGCAGCCGUGUCGCUGCGCGCGCCACGCCGCCUGCCGCCCCAACGACGGCUACUGCCGCUGCCCGCCCGGCUACACCGGCCACUACUGCACGCAGUUUUGUCCAGAGGGAUACUUCGGUGAUCAUUGCAUGGAGCCUUGCAACUGUUCUUCAGAAGGGAACUGGGUGUGUGAUCCAGUGAUCGGGUGUACCUGUCACCGCGGCUUCAUUGGAGAGAAAUGCGACAUACAUGCCAGUGAUGCCAUCGUCACUGGAAUUGAUACUAGCAGAGAAUCCUCAACUUCAGGCCUAACAGUGGUGAUGAUAAUACUGGCGUUCAUCUGUGCCGCUAUAGCAAUACUAGUACUGUUGUACUAUCGCAAGCGAGUCCGUAACCUCAAGCGGGAGAUCGCGCACGUGCACUACACGGUGGAUCCUAAUUCACAGCCUGAACAACAGCAUUUCGAUAACCCAGUGUACUCGUACCAAGGGUCCACACGCAGCGAUGACUCAACAACUCUGUUGAAUAACGCAACUCAUUUCCUGAACAACCUGAACCCGGGAAGCAAACUAAACAACACCACUAUGGAGAAACUCAGAAUGAAAGCAUCUGGAUCUAAUGACACUUACGACCCGCUGUCCUCUAUGAAGAACAAGGAUGCUGACGCCAAUAAUCCCAAUUUGUACCAGUACGAAGAAGAUGACAAUAAAUUGGACCAUGUUUAUGACGAAAUCAAACAUAAGGAAGGAUAUGAAAUGGAGUAUGAUCGUCUCAACUACACGCCACCUGCGAAUAAAUGGAAGCCGCACUACCAACGGAUGAACAACGGGUUCACCGCCGCGCAGCCCCCGCCGCCGCCGCGGGACGUGUCCCCCACCCCACCGAUACCUCCGCUACCCAAACUGAACAUUGCACCCUACCACCGAAAAGGGACGAAGAACCUCUCGAGGUUCCCGAACCCCCUAAAAGGGACGAACUCCCUUCGGCACCCCUAA
Molecule: messenger RNA, 3075 nt
Organism: Spodoptera littoralis (African cotton leafworm)
Lineage: Eukaryota; Metazoa; Arthropoda; Insecta; Lepidoptera; Noctuidae
Source: the annotation of a GenBank genome assembly